This is a messenger RNA of Fusarium odoratissimum NRRL 54006, 2203 nucleotides long. RefSeq lists its product as uncharacterized. Lineage: Eukaryota; Fungi; Ascomycota; Sordariomycetes; Hypocreales; Nectriaceae. Bases 1065 to 1616 code for a protein of 183 amino acids. The transcript has 2 exons. The record is from RefSeq and is a predicted model, not a curated record.
CGAAAACACUGAAUGAUAUUACAGACCAAAUUGUAAACUAGAUGCUGAGGCCCUCCUCAACCACCUCAGACUCAACAUCGCCCUUACAGAUUGUGGACUCUCUCAAUCGGUCCAUUCUCAACUCUCACUUCAGUCCCUAAUCUCAUGUUUCACACCCUCUUCGAAGGCGAGGAUUUGACCCGACUCGGUGGUGCCACGCACACACGUAUUCGUUUAUCCACACGUACAUACAACCACAAUUCUCACUCUACUAAUCGCCAAGUCUCACACAUCUCACCCACUUACAGAGUUCAUAGCAUCGAUCCACAGGCCGUUUCUAUGUUUCAAUUUUUCCUAUUCGUCCUCUAACUGGGCAAGCACGAGUCCCAUUUUCAUUCCCCCUUCCCAUUUCCAAUACCUUGUAUCCAUUCCCAUCUUGGAGUUCCGCCUUCCCCGUCGUCGUCCCCGGCUCUAAAAGUCAAUUAACUUAAACAUCGGCUGCCCCCAAAGCCCGUCCCCCGUUCCGCCUUCCUUCCUUUCUUCGAUGUCAUAUUUCCCUUCCUUCCAUCUCGUUUUUGCUCUGCGCCUGUAAGACAUCGUGGUACAUAUCUCACAUUUCCGAACUUUGGCUGCUUCUCUCAACAACACCAUCUUCUGAUAUACCAAACAAUCAAAUAUUCCAUCAACAGCGUCCACCGCUUUUCUUUCGCAAUGCCUAUUCGCAACCCUUUCGCUCGUCGCCCUGGCAGUGUUAUCGUUCAAGAUGAGAACCAGCGCCCUGAUUCUACCCCUGGCUUCGAGAAAGUCGACACUGUCGGCUCCAAGUCCACCCCUGUUUUAAGCAUUCGAAGUCAAGGUCGCGACAAUGGCGAAUACAAGAUGAGCGGUAUGUCAACCGGCCCUGGUCGCUUCCCGUCUCUCAUGGCCUCCCCCUCUACCUCCGUAGUGGGGGGGCAAGUCAUGAAGAGGCGCAUUUGGCAUCUUGUCACAAGACCAGAGGGACUUGGCUAAUUUGUCUUUACGCAACAGUUGUCAACGACAGUGGCGUCUAUCUUCCUGUAAGUCGAUUUAGCCCAACGUGCAUAAUGCCAGAUUUGAAGCUAACGGUCGCAAAGCCAUCACCUACUGAGGAAAAGGGCCAGUGGCCUCGAAAGUACCUCUCGACCCGCAACUCGACAGAUACUCGAAGCAGUUCUGGCGACAUUGAACAUUUCUCUAUUUCCCGCGAGUCCUUUGAUUCCUACCGCCGAUCUUUCGACAUUUCUGCACGAUCGCCAAUGCCCAACAGCGAUUUCCCAACGCGCCAGAGCCUUGACUCAGCACGUCUUCCCCGACUACCUAGAUCUGCGGUCGAGCGAUCAUUCGAGCAGCCGCCAACCGCCGAGGAGCGUUUUGAAGACGUUGGACUGGACGAUCAUAAGCAGCAACAACAGCAGCUGGCUCCCCAGGCACAGCCUCAGAAGCGGGGAUUUUUCUCGAAAUUCUCCGACAAGGACAGCUCGAGCAAUCCUACUGUAUCCCGUUUCCUCAUGCAUGGUCGCAAAAGAGCCCAGAGCGGCCAAGGUUCGGAGCUCACUCCCAUGGACAACGCAUCGCCCAAGGUGACUGUCUCAACCGAUGGUCAAGAAAUGCAAUGAUAUGCACGAUCAAAGUUUUGUUCUUCUACAUUGUAUUAGAGAUACCUGGAGUUUUCGUUUACAUUCUCGGCGUUUUCGGUUGGCUAGGUCGGGAUAAUGCUAGAAUCGCAUUCGCUAUGAGACUAUCCUGGGUAUACCUUGAUGGUGAAUCAAGGGUUGGAUGAAUUGUGCAAAGAGCAUUUGUGGGCUGAACGUUGAGUUGUAAUGCCCAGACGGACAAGCAACAUGUGCUCUGGGCCGUGUCCCUCGAAGAGGAUCGAAUAUGAGCUACAUAAUGAUAAUGAGAAGAGACAUAUGUUUCAGUGUACCUGUAUAAUGGCUUCGAGUGGUCGCUGGUCAUCAGGGUGAGGACAUUACAACCAUAAGCUAUAAACUCUCGGCCUCGGUUACAGAAGUAUAAACUGAGUGGAUGCUUGAGUUUAACGAGCAACCGAUCCAGCGUUACAUUGUCGAAGCUGAUGCGAUAUUAAUUGGAUAAUUAUGUUUCAGCUUAUAUUCAGCAUAACAGGAUCUUGCCAUAGGGCGUGGUAAUAUAGCCGAUGACGGAGACAGUCCAGUAAAAGAAACCGUAGAAUUGUUCCUGCGGC